Messenger RNA from Salvelinus sp. IW2-2015, 1398 nucleotides. The record is from RefSeq and is a predicted model, not a curated record. NCBI's taxonomy places the organism in Eukaryota, Metazoa, Chordata, Actinopteri, Salmoniformes, Salmonidae.
AUGCGGAACAGCAUCUCUGCGUCGGCUGUGUGUGCUUUCAACCUCAGCGCCAUCACCCAGGCUUUCAACGGACCCUUCCGUUACCAGGAGAACCCUCGUACAAGCUGGCUCUCCACCCCCAACCCCAUCCCCAACUUCCAGUGUGAUACCCUGGAGGAGMGUGGUCCAGGGGAGAACCAGACGGAGCGCAGCCUGCAGGACGCCCAGCGUCUCUUCCUCAUGUCUGACGUGGUGCAGCCCGUCUCCACCGACCCCCUCCUGUACCAGGACAACAUCCGCUUCUCCAAGCUGGUGGUGGACAUCGUGCAGGGCCGAGACACCCUCUACCAUGUCAUGUACAUCGGCACUGAAUACGGCACCAUCCUGAAGGCCCUCUCCACGACCAAUAAGAGCAUGCGGGGGUGUUACCUGGAAGAGAUGAGGCUCCUCCCCGAGGGUGAAAGCGAGCCAAUCAAGAGCCUUGAAAUCCUCCACAGCGAUAGGUCGUUGUUUGUGGGGCUUAGCGACAGGGUGCUGAAGAUCCCACUGGAAAGAUGCUCCAGCUACAAAACUGAACGGCACUGCCUGGACGCCCGAGACCCCUACUGUGGCUGGGACCGUAAGCAGAAGCGCUGCACCACCAUCGAGGACAGCUCCAACAUGAGCCAGUGGAGCCAGAAUAUCACUGAGUGCCCGGUAAGGAACCUGACCCAGGACGGCGGCUCAGCCCCUGGGUGCACCAUGGCACCCUGUAACACGACGACGGGAGGACGGCCAGCACCAGUUGCCGCGUGUCGCCUCACGCGUCUUGUAACAGUGCAGUCGCUCAGUGUGGAGGCCAACUGGCAAGGGCUCCACACAUCCAGGUGGCCUAACAUGUUCCAGGGUGUGGGGAAGUGGAGAAGUGGGAGGCAGUGGGGAAGGGGGAAGUGGAGAAGUGGAGCAGUGGACAGUGGGGAAGUGGGGAAGUGGAGGAAGUGGAGCAGUGGGGAAGGGGGGAAGUGGAGAUGGAGCAGUGGAGCAGUGGGGAAGUGGAGCAGUGGGGAAGUGGGGAAGUGGAGAAGUGGGCAAGUGGCAGCAGUGGGGGAAAGUGGAGGCAGUGGGAAGUGGGAAGUGGAGAAGUGGGGAAUGGAGCAGUGGGGAAGUGGAGCAGUGGGGAAGUGGAGCAGUGGGGAAGUGGGGAAAGUGGAGCAGUGGGGAAGUGGCAGUGGGGAGUGGACGGGAAUGGGAAGUGGUGAAGUGGGGAGGGCAGUGGGGAAGUGGGAGAGCCGGGAGGAGAGUGAGGAGUGGGGAAGGAAGUGGGAUGAAGUGGGGGGAAGUGGAGAAGUGGAGCAGUGGGGAAGUGAGAAGUGGGAGCAGUGGGAAGUGGAGAAGUGGAGAAAGUGGAGCGGUGGGGAAUGGAAGCAGUGGGGGAAGUGA